GCUCUCUCUCUCUCUCUCUCUCUCUCAUAGAGACGGACGCAGAUGAAGAAGAAGAAGACAACAGCUCUCACUGGUGGUCUCAUCGAUUACUUCUCCGCCGCUUUCUAAAGCCCACCGUUUUCCUCUUCUUCUUCUUCUUAACAGAACUCCAUUGCUUCUCCUCAAUGUCAGUGUGCCUAAAACCGUAGUCUCUCUCUCUCCCUCUCUCUCUCUGUGACCCAGAAGCGGAAAUGGAUCCGUGCCCAUUCAUCAGGCUCACAGUAGGAAACCUAGCCCUUAAAGUACCAUUAGCCUCCAAGAUUUCGAGCUCCGUCGUGCAUCCGACGACGUCGCCGUGUUUCUGUAAGAUUAAGCUCAAGAACUUCCCGCCACAAACCGCUGCCGUCCCGUACAUUCCGCCGGAUACAGCCCAGUUCCCGGAAAUUCAAACCCUUGCCGCGACUUUCCACCUGAGCAAGUCCGAUCUUGACCGCUUCUUCUCUAGAUCCAUAUUCGCCUCCAAGCCCUGCCUGAAGAUUUCCAUCUACACCGGCCGAUCGGGCGGCGCGUGCGGCGUACACUCCGGCACCCUCCUCGCCAAGGUCUCCGUGCCGUUGGAUCUCACCGGAACUCAGUCCAAGGCUUGUGUCUUCCACAACGGUUGGAUCUCUAUCGGAAAAGGCGCCGAGAAAUCGUCGUCGUCGGUGGCUCAGUUUCAUCUGAAUGUGAAGGCGGAGCCUGAUCCUCGGUUCGUGUUCCAAUUCGACGGCGAGCCUGAGUGUAGUCCUCAGGUGUUUCAGAUUCAGGGGAAUAUUCGACAGCCAGUUUUCACCUGCAAGUUCAGUUUCCGACACACCGGUGACCGCACUCAGAGGUCCAGAUCGAUGCCGCCGGAGACGAGCGUCUCCCGGAGCUGGCUAAACUCGUUCGGGAGCGAGAGAGAACGCCCCGGAAAAGAACGGAAAGGAUGGUCCAUCACAGUUCACGACCUCUCGGGAUCUCCGGUGGCUAUGGCUUCAAUCGUCACACCCUUCGUAGCCUCCCCGGGAACAGACCGCGUGAGCCGCUCGAACCCUGGUUCUUGGCUAAUCCUCCGACCCGGAAACGGCAUCUGGAAGCCGUGGGGACGGCUCGAGGCGUGGCGGGAGCGGGGCGGAGCCACCGAAGGGCUGGGUUACCGAUUCGAACUCAUCCCCGAUGGGUCCUCCGGCGCUGGAAUCGUCCUGGCCGAGUCGAACAUAAGCUCCCACAAAGGUGGCAAGUUUGUGAUCGAGCUCGGGUCGUCCACGUCGAUAAACGGAGGAACGAAACGGUCGCAUUCAAGAGGCAGUGGCUCAGGGGCGGCGUCUCCGUCGUGUAGCCCGAGAGGGAGCGGAGACUUUGGAUUCGGGCUUUGGCCAUGGUGUUUGUACAGAGGGUUUGUGAUGUCGGCGACGGUGGAAGGUGAAGGCAAGUGUAGCAAGCCAUGCGUGGAGGUGAGUGUGCAGCACGUGACUUGCAUGGAGGAUGCUGCUGCUUACGUGGCACUAUCAGCAGCCAUUGAUCUGAGCAUGGACGCUUGUAGGUUGUUUAAUCAACGGCUGAGGAAGGAACUCAGUCACCAGCGUGACUCCUUGGGAUGAAAAGAAAGAAAAAAAAGAUUUGAUUUUUUUUUUCUCCAAGAUAAAAGUUGCAAAAGGGUCUUGGGAUUUUUUAUUACAUCUUCCAAAGGGGCCUUGCAAAAAGGGGGAGGAAGUGAAAGAGGAUUUUGCCCCAACUAACAGAAAAAGAAGUCAUGUUUUUUUUUUUUGUACAGUGUGGUUUUUGCAUUGGUUAUGUCUUAUUUGCGGCAAGAGGAGCGAGUUUCUUGUUCACUCUUCUUUUAGCCCUCUUUGAGUUUCUAGACCUAGAAGAAGUGUAAUAUCUGAUUUUGUGGAGUCUGCAUUGUAAGAUAUAAGCUUUUGAUGAUGCUAUUGUAUAAAGUUGCAAACUUUACCAA
Molecule: messenger RNA, 1957 nt
Organism: Tarenaya hassleriana
Lineage: Eukaryota; Viridiplantae; Streptophyta; Magnoliopsida; Brassicales; Cleomaceae
Exons: 3
Coding region: 231-1601 (456 amino acids)
Source: RefSeq, a predicted model, not a curated record